GUUCAACCAAGAGGACGAGGAAAUCAAUUGUGCGUUAAUGUUAGUAGAUGUCCAGAAGUUUUCAUGUGUCGUGACAAGGGUGCGCGCGAGGCGCUGUUUACGCAUAUUUCCACCAUAUAAAACGUGCGCGCGGCACUCUCGCGGCAGUUUGUGACAGGUACCCGACGCAGGCGCAUCAUUCAUGAAAAUGCAUCCAUUGGCAGCAGCACUAGUGGCGCUUGUUGCGGCGGCGCACGCGCAGUUCCCCAACGGACGCAUCCUGGAGCCGCCCGUGCCCUCGCAGUGCGUGCAGCGCGUCAUCCACGAGCGAUAUGCCGACAACAAAGGGUAUUUCUUCUCUUGGAGAGAGCCAUCGCUGCGAGGCGUGGAAGAGGACUGGCUGAGCGCGCGCAACUACUGCCGCCAGCGGUGCAUGGACCUCGUAUCGCUGGAGACGAGCAACGAGAACGAGUGGGUCAAGGCACGCAUAGUGCAGGACAAGGUCAAGUACAUCUGGACAUCAGGUCGCAUGUGUGACUUCAAAGGCUGCAACCGGCCCGAUUUGCUUCCUAACGAAGUGAAUGGUUGGUUCUGGACCGCGGAGCUGCAGAAACUGGCACCCACCACCAACCGCCAACAGAACGACUGGUCCGAGGGCGGCGGCAUCGGCAAGCCUCAACCCGACAACAGAGAGCUGAUCCAGGGCGGCGCGGCCGAGCACUGCAUCGCCAUCCUCAACAACUUCUACAACGACGGCGUGCACUGGCACGACGUGGCGUGCCACCAUCGCAAGCCCUUCGUCUGCGAGGAAAACGACGCACUGCUCAAAUACGUCCGCUACACCAACCCCAACCUCAGGGUCUAGAAUAAUCCCCCUUCUACCCUUCCUUUUCAAAUCUCGACACUACUUUUCGGAUGUGAUAAAUUAUGAAACAAGAAAUCAAAGACACUAAGCUAAGAUAGCCCUCAUAUUUUCGACUCUGUGUUGAGACUUUUGAGCAUUAAGAAUCUUUCGUUUAUUUAGAAACAUAGCUUUAAUACCUCGUUAUCAAUUUGUGAAAACCAAACAAUGAGUUAUAAUUCCAAAUUGCAGUAACCUUAUAAAGUUGAUAUCUACGUAUAGAAUCUGUGCUAUGUUUUAUUAGGUACGUGACUCAUUUUUCUUGAAGUACAUAGUUUUAUUUAUAUUUAUUUCAGUAUUUUUUAACGAAUGAUCACUAUUGCGAUAGUAAAAUGUUUUACAUUAUAAGUAUUCACUACUUUCAAUAAAGACUGCUAUAAUUUAUAGUUGAAUAA
Messenger RNA from Cydia pomonella (codling moth), 1275 nucleotides. RefSeq lists its product as uncharacterized. The record is from RefSeq and is a predicted model, not a curated record. Bases 182 to 844 code for a protein of 220 amino acids. Lineage: Eukaryota; Metazoa; Arthropoda; Insecta; Lepidoptera; Tortricidae. The transcript has 5 exons.